Molecule: messenger RNA, 4247 nt
Organism: Orbicella faveolata
Lineage: Eukaryota; Metazoa; Cnidaria; Anthozoa; Scleractinia; Merulinidae
Cellular component (GO): cytosol
Molecular function (GO): heme binding; peroxidase activity
Source: RefSeq, a predicted model, not a curated record
UACAAACUUUUCGAUUUAAUUAUUACAGAUCCAAAAGGAAGACAUGGUUGGACGAAAAUCUGCCACCGACACUUUCAUUCCUCACACGGACAAGCGCGCCCACAUUGCACGUGUGCAUGUGGUACCGGACGUGCCACCAGUGAACGGCCUCCUCAGACAUUCCCGUAUAUUCCGUGUGUCAAUGCCGUACGGUCACAUAGAGAACCAACCUGGUCGAGAGGAGGGACUAAUGUACAUGCACAUGUGUAACACCACGGAGGUUUUUAAGACGAUACUGAAGAACAUCGCUGGAAGUGACAAAGAGUCUAAGCUAGGUGAGGUAACCCCCGAUACCUUGAUCAGUGCUGUGCAACCUCUCCAGGGAACCUACUGGUAUGUGCCCAGUGCUGAGGAAUUGAAGUUACCCACCCUCAAGGAACGAAGGUUUGAAAUCAUAGAUUUUUGGAAUGUGAGAAGUCCUACAAACGACUACUUGUUUUACAAUCAGAAGGAAUAUCUCCACCGUAUGACAACUGGUGGUUAUAGCCCAGGGGAUCCGCCCAGUGACAGAGUACUCCGCCUGUUGGACUACGCCUUCCAACAGUGGAAUGACCAAUGGUUCAAACGGCGAGAGAUGCCCAAAUUUCCUCAUCUCCUCGAAUUCGUAUCGGACGCAGAAACGAGCCGUUUACUACAGAAUGCUUCCAUCAUGAUCCGGAAGGGAUGGGCAGUGAAAGUUUCCCUGGGAGGAUUGUUCACCACAAAUAAAACCGCCGAGCUGGAAAAUCCAACCUUCUUUGGCAGAAAAGCUGACACAUUCAACCUUCAUCCUGAUGAGCUCAUUGUGGGAAGGAUGCCGCCGUGCUUCUCCCUUGGGCUUGGAAAGGCCGUAAUGCCUUACCUCCGGGAAAACGAAACGAUGCCAGCUUUCUUCAAGGGACUGAGUGAAGCUGCAGGAAUGGGACACGUGAUACCAGAUUUUGAAACGCUACUGCAGAAGGGUCUCGGCAAAAUGAUUGAAGAAAUGAACGCCAACAUGGGCGAAACCGAAAAGCAGAAAGAAUUUGUCCGUUCCUGUAUUCUCGCUUUGGAAGGAGUUCAGAAGUACAUCAAGAACUUCGGUUACCUGGCAGAAUACUUUGCUCACAACAGCGACUUUGCUUUAUCUGAAGCCCAACGAUCACACUUGAAGAAGAUUAAAGAUAGAAUGAACAAGAUCUCUACCGACCGACCAGAAACCUUCAUUGAGGCUGUUCAACUGCUGUUCUCCUUCCACUGCUGCCUGCACCUGUCGGGGGAACCCACAUCUAUCGGACGACUUGAUCAGCUCCUGGAACCUUUUUUCCAGGGACCCCCUACUGAGGAGGCCCAGGAGAUUAUCGACUGUCUCUUUGUCAAGCUGUGUGAACACGUGCAUCUCAACUCACGGCUUUUGAAUGAUCUGGGUGCUUGGGGAAUGACCGCUGUACCAUAUGCCAGCACGGGAAUGUUUCCCAAUGGCGAUACUAUCAACCAGUGGGUUCAGCAGAUCACUGUGGGAGGUUACAAGGCCAACGAUGCAGAGGUUCCACAAGAUGCCUGCAACGCCAUCACGAAAAUGUGCUUAAAGGCCUCACGCAGGCUUCCCCUUAGUGCUCCAUGUUUGUCCCUGCGAAUGCAUAAGAAUAUGCCGCAAGAGGUUCUUCAAGAGGCCGCUAAGGCUCUUCUCAGCGGAGGGGCCCAUCCCGUCCUUCCUCACGACGACCACUUGAUACAGGGCCUUGUUGAAGCGGGAACAUCAGACGUGCCAGUGAGCCUAAAAACCGCGCGAAACUACGCCUGUGACGGUUGCUAUGAACCAAUCAUUCCCGGCGAGACAGACUUCUCAUUAGCUUACGUGCCUCUGUUGCAAGUGCUUGAGAUGUCAAUCAACCAUGGGUCUACAUAUUCACUCGCUGGGCCUGGAUUCUUGGAGGGGGUACCUCAGUCUCUGCCUACAGCUCAUCCUGAGGAAAUCGUCAGCUUUGAACAGCUCAAAGAGCUUUUUGCUCUUCAUCUUCGUGUGCGGACAGAAUAUUCCAUUUUCCUUCUACUCCUCAACUAUGGCAACAUCGUCGAGUUUUGUCCCAGUCCUCUGCUCUCUUCCCUCAUUCGUGGCUGCCUGGAAACCAAACGGGAUAUUUACGACGGCGGCGCUAACUACACUUUGAUUGGUAUCCAGUUCAUAUCCUUCGCCAACACCGUCGACGCUCUGUACGCCAUUAAGCGGCUUUGUUUUGAUCAUGACUCGGCUGUUAUUUCCUUGGCCGAGCUUGUCCGCUGUCUCAAGUGUGACUGGGGAUACAACAUGCAAGAGCCCUUCCACGAUGCGGUCGCGGGAACCACGCGUGGUCAGCGGCUGUCUGACACGUACAAGGAAGUACGUGAGAGGGCGCUGAGCCUACCGAAGUUUGGAACCAGCGCAGGUGCAGAAAACGAAGACGUUCAAAACAUUACCAGUUGGUUAGCUGAGCAAGUUUCAACGGUCACCAAAAAAGUGGCCCGCGAUGCUCCAGAUGGACAACCGCUGAAAGGACUGAUUGACGGCUUGAAGAAAAAGUAUUCUGUUCCCGGAGCACCAUGGGAUGUAAUGCUGCCUACAGGAUCCGGGACAUUUGAAGGAUACGUUGGUUGGGGAGGAGGAUGUGCGGCAUCUGCUGAUGGUCGACGCUCUGGGUCGCCGAUUGCUUCAGACUUGAGCGCUGCUCCAACUUCAUUGGAUAAACCUGCCAUACCGAAGAGCUUCGAUAUCUACAAGUCGCUUAAAAGCUGGAAUAUGAAGUCCAUAAACGUUGGUUUUGCUAACGGUGCGGAGAUUGAUCUGAAAAUUGACGAAACUUUCCAAGAAGACGACUUGGUAAAAUUCCUGCAAAAUUAUGCUGAACAAAAGGAGGGCAUUGGAGGAAAUAUCUUGACACUCACCUGCGCCAACCCAGACACCUUCGCUAAAGCUCAGCGGAAUCCAGAGCAGUAUGAUCUCAUCCGAGUACGCACAGGGGGCUGGAGCGAGUUUUACAUUGCUUUCUUCACCGCCCAUCAGAAACACCAGGAGAGGAGAAUGUACUACCACACUACAUGAAGUACAAAACGUUUACCUCUUAGGGCCAUGAAGGAAAACAAAACUACCGUCAACACAUUACUUACGAUAGCACUUCGGAAGUUUUUAAAUAAUUUUUUUAACUCUAGGAAUAGGUGUGCAUGCAUACAGUCUCUUCCGAACAAGUUACUGCUUUUUUUUAAAGGAUAAAAUAAAAUAAACGCGUACAGUUAGUAAUGACUUACUAAUUUCACGAAUUUUGAAAUUUUUGUAAUCUCUUAAGGUAUGGCAGUUUUAAAACUAAAGCAAUGAUUGCACUCUAAUUGUUAAGUGAUUACCACACACAUUAAUUAACACACACUUAGAAUACGUACAAAUAACGCUGCUUACACCACUUAUAUACUUACAAUGAUAAUAUGGCUACUUAAAUGAAAUACUUUCAAUACUAAGAGAGCAUGCAGUUUUCAAUUGAGAGUCGAAAGUAAUCAGGCAAUUCUCUAUAUAUCUUUAAAUUACUUUGGUUUUGAUUUUACUACGGUUUGAAAUUAGCUGAGUAGUCUAAUUGGUAAGUAAUUGGUUGGGUUUUGGUUUUACGGCACAGUCAAUUGAAAGCCGCUCUAUAACUACUUUAACUACUUACAGUACUACUUACAGACACUACUUGAUAACGCUACUUACGAUGCUGAUAAUAUUCAUCUACUUACACUACUUACAAUACUUAUAUGGCUACUAACUAUACUUGCAAUACUCACACGACUAAUUUUUCCCCUUCCCUCCAUUUCUUGUUUAGUUUAGCAACUUAAACUGCAAGUUGGGCAGUAAUUAGUAUGUAGUUAACCUUGUCAACUUAUGCAAGUUCACUUCUGUUCAACGAUAGUCUUUUUUGAAGACUUAAAAAGCAAAAACUGAGACCUCUUUCUGUCAGGUGUAAAUUAUUACUCCUGAUUUUGAUUUCGUUGAUUUCAUUAAAACUCAAGCCACAUUGUGGCUAAGUAAUUCAUUCUAAUUUUCAUUGUAAUUUUCAAAUUUAGAUAUUUAGCAUUUUUCUCAUUUUGUCUUUUUAAUACCCGACUUAAUAAGCUGCAAACUAUCAAACCCUUUGGUAGUCUAUAAAAGUAAAAGUUAACUACAAAUUGUAGAUGUUUUUUAAAUUAGAGUCAUAGUUUAAGUGGUUAGAAAAUGUACCUUUUGACUGAAUAAAUCAUACAAUCGC